Molecule: messenger RNA, 1245 nt
Organism: Varanus komodoensis (Komodo dragon)
Lineage: Eukaryota; Metazoa; Chordata; Lepidosauria; Squamata; Varanidae
Gene: DHH
Product: desert hedgehog signaling molecule
Exons: 3
Coding region: 1-1245 (414 amino acids)
Biological process (GO): cell fate specification; protein autoprocessing; smoothened signaling pathway
Molecular function (GO): patched binding; calcium ion binding
Source: RefSeq, a predicted model, not a curated record
AUGGCCUGGCACAGGCUCGCCUUGCUGGGCCUGCUCGGGCUCUGCUUGGCCAGCUGCCUCCUGCCUCCUGCGCAGGGCUGUGGCCCAGGCCGGGGGCCGGUGGGACGGAAGCCCUACGCCCGCAAGAACCUGACCCCACUGCAGUACAAGCAGUUUGUGCCCAACGUUGUGGAGCAGACCUUGGGUGCCAGCGGGAAAGCGGAGGGCAAAAUCAGCCGCCACUCCGAACGCUUCAAGGAUCUGGUGCCCAAUUACAAUCCUGACAUCAUCUUUAAGGAUGAAGAGAACACUGGUGCAGACCGGUUGAUGACUGAGCGUUGCAAGGACAGAGUGAACGCCUUGGCUAUUGCGGUGAUGAACAUGUGGCCGGGCACCCGGCUGAGAGUGACAGAGGGCUGGGAUGAAGAUGGGCACCACCUGCCGGACUCCCUGCACUAUGAGGGCCGGGCCCUGGACAUCACGACAUCUGACCGUGACAGGGAGAAGUACGGGAUGCUGGCCCGCCUAGCAGUUGAGGCUGGCUUUGACUGGGUUUACUACGAGUCCAAGGCCCAUAUCCAUGUGUCAGUGAAAGCAGAUAACUCCAUGGCCAUCCAUGCCGGCGGCUGUUUUCCUGGGGACGCAGCAGUGACAUUACCAAGCGGCGAACGGAAAGAUCUUUCGGAGCUUCGCCGUGGGGACUACGUGCUCAGCGUGGACCAGAGUGGGCAGGUGACGCCCAGUGAGGUCCUGCUGUUCCUCGACCGGGACCAGCACCAGCGGACCACCUUCGUGGCCAUUGAGACGGACAGCCCCGUCCACCAGCUGCUCCUCACCCCCUCGCACCUCAUCUUUGCCGCGCAGGAGCCGGCCAACAGCACGGCGGACUUCUCUCCGGUGUUCGCCAGCCGUGUGCGCGUGGGGGACUCGGUGCUGGCACACCGGGCGGGCAGCCCUUGGCUGCACCCUGCCCGGGUCGUCCGUGUCUGGCGGCGGGAGGCCAUCGGGGUGUACGCCCCCUUGACUUCCCACGGCACCAUCCUCGUGAACGGGGUGCUGGCGUCCUGCUAUGCCGUACUCGAGAGCCACUGCUGGGCCCAUCGGGCCUUCACCCCCCUGCGGCUUGUCCACGGCCUCUUCUCACGGUGGCCUCUUAAGGGAGAGGCCAGGAACUGCAGCGCCCAGGAGACGGGAAUGCACUGGUACUCGCGCUUUCUGUACCGGCUGGCAUGGGGCAUGCUGGGCCAGGGCACCCUUCACCCCUAG